Molecule: messenger RNA, 1836 nt
Organism: Adelges cooleyi (spruce gall adelgid)
Lineage: Eukaryota; Metazoa; Arthropoda; Insecta; Hemiptera; Adelgidae
Gene: ICA69
Product: islet cell autoantigen 1
Exons: 6
Coding region: 456-1676 (406 amino acids)
Biological process (GO): regulation of transport
Cellular component (GO): Golgi apparatus
Molecular function (GO): protein domain specific binding
Source: RefSeq, a predicted model, not a curated record
UAUGGUUACGAGAUACGAGUAUUGAUUUCCUCGGCGUUACUAUUUGUACAAGUGUUGUGUGAGUUGUGACGGUGCUAUACGAACGUGCUCACUUACAACUAGUAUUAGAACUGGGUUUUUCAAAAGCGAUUGCUCCUUAAAUUUAUUUAUUUUCUACGUAGACACUUUGUCCGUUUACCCAACAGAAUUAUCGUGUUGUUUGAUUUCUCUUCUAAUGGUCGACCCGCGUUAACGUGAGUACGGUGGAAAUAUUCGUACAGAGUCUACAACAAGUAUACCUUUAUUUACCAAGUUGUACUUUAACGUCAAUCGUUUCGUAUCAUAAUUCCAAAAAAAAACGAUAAAAUGUUAUUCGCCAUUGAGUUCGCUUACUUCGUUAUGUAGUGCACGUACGAAAAUAUUAAAAAAAAAGUCUAAUAUAUCAUUUUCGUCAAGAUCUUCUUCGGUGUUUUGACAUGAGUCUUUCGGAAUCGGGAUGGAAUUCGUACGACGCUCCUGGAUUAAAUCGGUGGCAAAACAAUUCGAAUGGCUCGGCUGUAUCGAAAAUGCAACAUAAAUAUUGGGUGACCAAGCAACAAGUGUGUAAAAAAUUGGGAAAAAAGGAUGACGAAUUUGUAGUAGCUUCUGAUGCGGAACUCGAUGCCAAGCUCGAACUGUUUAAAUCGAUUAAAGGAAGCUGUCAAAAUUUGCAGAGGAUCGUAAACAAAUACGACGAAAAGUUGUACAAUUUGGCGUAUGAAGAAAACCAAAUGGGCGUGUUCAUGAAAAAGGCGGGAAACAAAGACACAACAAAAGCUGGGGAAAUGUUAAAAAUCCUGGGAUCUUGUAUGACAAUGUCUGGCCAAGAGCGAGUCACGUUGCGUUCGCCUUUAGCAAGACUGCAUCAGGAAAUCGAAACGUUUUGCUUGAGAGCAGUGGAAGACACCCACGGUGAUGUAAAGCGCAUGGAAAACGCACGGACAGACUACAGAGCUGCGUUGAAUUGGAUGAAGGACAUUUCUCAGGAACUGGACCCGGACGCAAAUUUGGACAGAUACAAAAGCGUGCAGAACAACGUCAAGAAGUCCAAAAAGCAAUUCGAUCAUCAUAAAUUAAUUUGCCUGCAAAAAGUCGACCUGCUAGCGGCUGCGCGAUGCAAUAUGUUCUCGCACGUGCUGAUUUUUUAUCAACAAAGUUUGCAACGAUUCGCCGAAACCAUAGGGGCCUCGUUCGAACAUGCUACUGUAGACAUCCAACAGUACCAGCAUUACGAUUUUAAAACGAUCAAAGAACUGAGAGCCGAUACAAGUAAACCAUGCACAAAAACAGAAAACAAGAAUAACGAUUCCGGUUCGUAUAUUGAACUGGGUCUCGAGGCGUCCGCACCGCAGGAAGAUGAAAAUAAAGAGUCAACUCUUUUAUCAUUGUUCGACGGAAAAGAUACUUACGGUGAUUUCUUGUCGACGCCAUUUCAAACCGGACAAGAUGAAGAUAACGCAGAGCUUAAACAAAACGACAAUCCAGAUGAAUUUUUACCGUCCCAACUUUUGUCUGAUUUACUAUACAGUUCACCGGGGUCUACGAAUAAAGACACCAAAGCACCAGCAAAUUCUUUAAAUUGGUCGGAUAUAUUUGCAGAUCUCGAUCCUUUGAACGAUUCAAGACUAUCUUCGAAACAACCGUUAGACCUUUUGUGAAUUGCCUAUUUUACACUGUAAUAUAAUUUAAUAAAUAAUAAAUACUUAUGGCAACAUUUUAUAAUAAUAUAUGUAAAGCUUCAAUUUUUACUUAACAGAUUUGUAUGAAAACCCCCGUUGACGAGAAAUCAGGAUAUAUCUUAAAAAAAUAUAUUAUAAG